Messenger RNA from Puntigrus tetrazona (Sumatra barb), 1592 nucleotides. It is a transcript of the gene pglyrp6, whose product is annotated as peptidoglycan recognition protein 6. The coding region runs from base 96 to 1481 and encodes 461 amino acids. Lineage: Eukaryota; Metazoa; Chordata; Actinopteri; Cypriniformes; Cyprinidae. The record is from RefSeq and is a predicted model, not a curated record. Gene Ontology annotation, molecular function: peptidoglycan binding; zinc ion binding; peptidoglycan immune receptor activity. Gene Ontology annotation, biological process: defense response to Gram-positive bacterium; detection of bacterium; peptidoglycan catabolic process. The transcript has 5 exons.
UGUGUUUACAUAAGCGUUAGCAUGUAUAUAUAAGGCGUAUGAGGUGCAGUGUAGAUCCAUAACCGGACUCUUCAGUCCUCUCAAGAUCUGUCCUCAUGGAUUGUCCUCUGCGUCUGCUUCUUUGUUUGCUUGUGGGGUUUGCUGCUGAAGCCACCACCACGAAGCACAUGAAGGACUUCAUCAGAGCUGUGGAGAUCAUUGAAGCUGUGAAUCCAGGUCUUCAGAUGCUGGAUGUGGUGAAAGGUCUACGUAAGGCCGCUGGUUUUGAAAACGACCUCAUCAAGCGUUACCUCGGCGACCUCAGUGAUGUUCGUGACCUCGUGUCAGAUCCAUCAGUCACUUCCUUCGUCAGCGAAGUCAUUAAUCACAGCCUGGAUGAGGUGGGAAAGGAGAAAGGUGUGGUUCUCACCUUAGACGGAUCAAAUGUGGCAUUGGCCCCGAUGCUCCUCGGUCUUGAGGCUGGGCUGCAGUCCACCAUCCAAGGCCUUUACUCUUUAACCUUGACCGACAACCUGGUCGCCUCAUUUCUCCAUCACAUCCACAAUCAGCAAACCACUCUUCCUUUUGGCACUAAAGGAUUCUGGGAUAGCAUCUCAUCCCCAAAUGUCUACGCUCUCUCUGAUUUGCCCUCCUUGGCGACCGAUGCUCUUAUAAGCGGCGGUAUCGACGGGUUCAUUUUGGGGUCAAACGUUUCCACGUCUAACCAUCGUGAGCGAUCACUGAGUGACCUGCUAAAGAGUUACUACAGCCACCAACCAGACGCCGCAGGCCUGGACGCAUCGCCCCGUCUGAUCAGUCAGAAACGACGAAUGAACUUCAAAAACCUCGUCAGCUUCUCUUUGCUGAAAAGCCAGAUGGUUCAGGCUCUAACAGUUCGACGCAACUUAAACGAGUCUGAGAGGAAGAGGCUGGAUGACGUUACGAACGAAGGCUUUGACCAGUUUGUCCAUGUCUAUGCUGUCUGUCCCAGCAUCAUUACAAGGUCUCAGUGGGGAGCUGCAUCUUACAUUGGUUCUCCCUCCUAUCUGUCUCUUCCUGUGCCGUAUCUUUUCAUCCACCACACAUAUCAACCCUCCAGGCCUUGCACCACCUUUGAUCAAUGUGCCAGUGAAAUGCGCUCCAUGCAACGCUACCACCAGCAAAGCAAUGGAUGGUCCGACAUUGGAUACAGUUUUGUUGCAGGUUCUGAUGGAAACCUCUAUGAAGGCCGAGGCUGGAAUUGGGUCGGUGCCCACACUUACGGGUACAACUCCAAAGGCUAUGGUGUCAGCUUCAUUGGAGAUUACACCUCCACCCUCCCCAUCAAGAGUGCGAUGGACAUGGUGCGGUACGACUUCACAAGCUGCGCUAUAAAUGGAGGCCGACUGUCCUCAUCUUACUCCUUAUACGGACACAGACAAGCUGCUUCCACCGAAUGCCCAGGAAACUCCUUCUACCGUGAAAUCCAGAAAUGGGAGCAUUACCAGAGUUAUUUGCCUUGAGGACUUUGGCAUCAGCAAUUAAUGCAUCGAGCUAACUGUGUCUCCGUAAAUCAUUACCUGUGUUGCAUGCAUCAGUCAUAAUAAAUGCAAAAUAAAUUGCUUUUGAAGUCA